Molecule: messenger RNA, 2028 nt
Organism: Gloeophyllum trabeum ATCC 11539
Lineage: Eukaryota; Fungi; Basidiomycota; Agaricomycetes; Gloeophyllales; Gloeophyllaceae
Exons: 3
Coding region: 46-1836 (596 amino acids)
Source: RefSeq, a predicted model, not a curated record
CUCCCCGACCUCCCCGACUGGCUCUGCCGCAACCACGUCCAGCGCAUGCCGUCUACCCUCAAGGAGCAAUACCGCCAGCAGAUCGAGAACGAAAUCCGCCCGCUCGAAAGCAGGCUCCUCCGCCUCCGCGCCGACAUCAACGCGCUCGCCCCCGUCUCCUGCCUCCCCGUCGAGCUCCUCUCCCGCAUCUUCCAGCUCGUCGUCGACUGGGAGCUCGACGAUGUCCAGACCAACGACGAGCAGGUCCUCCGCAGGCGCCUCGGCCAGCACGCCCGCAAGGACCGCUACCGCCUCCAGUGGAUCAGCAUCUGCCAUGUCUGCCGCGCCUGGCGCACCGUCGCCCUCACCUGCGCCGUCCUCUGGCGCCGCCCCUUCUUCUUCAACGCCGAACUCACCAAGCUCAUGCUCGCCCGCUCCCGCGACGCCGAGCUCGACAUCCUCGCCUGCUCCUACCACGGCUCCCUCACCCACACCGACACCCAGGCCCUGCGCCUCGUCGCCCCGCACAUGCGCCGCGUCCGCAAGGUCGACAUCGUCCUCUCCGACGUUGGCCUGCACGAGUUUCUCAACGGCGCGAUCGACGUCCCCGCGCCGCGCCUGCGCUACUUGUCCCUGCAGUCCUUCCACAGCUUCCGCAUCUCCGCGCGCAACCUCACCCUCCGCCUCCCCUCCGACAUCUUCCAAUCCAACGCCCCGAACCUGCGCACGCUCCGCCUCCGCGGGUGGGGCGUCGACUGGGACUCGCCGCUGCUCACCAUGCUCACCCACCUCGAGCUCCAGAGCGUGCCCGCGCGCUGGCGCGCCACCGUCGACGAGAUCGUCUCCGCGCUCGCCCGCCUGCCCUCACUCGAGCGCCUGGGCCUCGCCAGCGCGACGCGCGCGUCCGCCGACUCCGAGGCCCCGGGCGCGCCGCCCGCCGCGCUCCCGCGCCUCGCGAAGCUCAUGCUGCGCGACGAGAUCGGCGUGUGCCUCGCGCUGCUCGAGCGCCUCGCCGUCCCGCCGGGCAUCCCGCUCUCCAUCUCGUGCGUCUGGACGCCGGGCACGUCGCAGACCGUCGCGCGGCUCAUGCAGGCCGUCGUGCGCCACUUCUCCGCCGACGGCGCGCGGCGCCCGCCGCUGCACACGGUGCACCUGUGGCUGCUCGAGGGGAAGGUCGGGCAGCUCAAGGCGUGGCGCGCGCGGGGGGCGGAGGCGGGCGAGGACGCGCCGGAUACGGGCGCGCCGGCGGAUCUGGCGGUGACGUUCCAGCGCGUGGUGGACCUGAUGGAGUGCGGGAUGCACCAGCUGCCGCUCGCGGCCGUGCGCAAGUUCACGCUCGUGGGCCUGCAGGACCCGCGCCGCCAGGAGAUCUGGCCCGAGGAGGCGGAGGAGGCGGACGGGCGGCUCGACGAGGGGUGGGGCGUGCUCCUCACGUCGCUCACGGGCCUGCGCACGUUCGAGGUCGUCGGGACGGCCGUGCGGAUGGAGGAGGUGUUCGAGAGCCUGCGCGGGUUCGUGCGCGGCGCGGAGGGGCUCCGGCGCGAGGACGACGAGCGCGUCGUCCUGCCCUGCCUGCAGCGCGUCGGCGUGAGCUUCGCGGUGAUCGGGCACCGCGACUUUGCGUGCCUCCUGCGGAUGUGCGAGGAAAGGAGGGAGCGCGGCGCGCCGCUGCGCGAGCUUGUCGUGCACCAGUGCGCGACGAAGGGGUGGGAUAUGCGCCUGGCGCAGGCGGAGGAGGUCGAGUGGGACGGGUGCCCGCUCACGGUCGACCAGGCGUUCUCGCGGUUUUAUGAGGUGAAGGAGUGGGAUUAUCAUCCGGUGUCGAGGCUGCAUGAGGAUUUUUUGGAGAAUUGGUAGGCGAGGGCAGGCCACUUAGAUCAUGAUAUCAUGACAUGUUGUACAAGCUCUCGGUGUGUAAUAUAUUGUACAUUAUGUGACCGGCACUUUCAAUAAGUUAUGGCCCCUGCACUUGCAUUCACGCCCAUAAAGUAAGCUUGCGGAACUCUACGCCGCCUGUUCCCGUUGGAUUGACAACAAACAGGGCACCCA